Messenger RNA from Aspergillus ochraceoroseus IBT 24754, 1002 nucleotides. RefSeq lists its product as uncharacterized. Gene Ontology annotation, cellular component: COP9 signalosome. The record is from RefSeq and is a predicted model, not a curated record. The coding region runs from base 1 to 1002 and encodes 333 amino acids. Lineage: Eukaryota; Fungi; Ascomycota; Eurotiomycetes; Eurotiales; Aspergillaceae. The transcript has a single exon.
AUGGACCAGAUACACACCAGGGCUAUGGAUGCCCUCCAACCCUUCAUCCACCUCGCAAACUCGAGCAGCGCCACAUCCCCCCGGUUCGCAGCAAAUAUUAUCACAAAUGCCACCGCAAGUCCGCAGACCUACGUGUUCGCCGAAUUGCUGGAGCGGCCCACAAUCCAAGCUCUCCGCUCCCCAGACACUCCCGCAGAGUUCCACGGGUAUCUGACACUCCUGGAGAUCUUUGCCUGGGGCACAUGGCAAGAUUAUCAAAGGACACCUAACCUCCCCCCUCUGAACGACGACCAAGCCCGCAAACUCCGUCUGCUUUCACUGCUGUCUCUAUCUGCCACAACAAAGCCUCUCACCUACGAUGCGCUCAUGGGUGCUCUCUCCAUCUCCGCCCCCGCAGAUCUUGAAUCCCUCGUUACUGCUGCAAUCUACUCCUCCCUUAUUACUGCAAGACUCUCCCCCGCUACAGCCCCGCCGACCGUAAACGUGACCUCUGUUGCUCCGUUGCGGGACGUGAAACCGCAGUCCCUGCCGACGAUGAUCUCAACACUCACACAAUGGGAAGCCCGCUGUGGGGCUGUGAUCAGCGAUAUCGAAGCCGAGAUUGCCAAGAUCAGAGCCGACUCUGCGCAACGCCGGGCGGAGGAAAGCGCCCGGGCUGCACUAAUCGAGAAGACAUUGGCGAGUUGGAACUCUGAGGGUAGUGGUGGUGAGGCAGGUGCGGGAUUAGAUGGCUCUGGUGGUCGGGCCACAGGAUCGAAGAAGCUUGGGUGGAAGCCUCGGGAUCUGGGGGCGGGCCUGAGGGGUCGAGGGAUUAUCGGGGGUGGUGGGAAUAAGCGCGAGUUUAAGGCUGAUGAGUUCGAUGAUGACGGGUUCUGGGAUAAUUCCACUGAGGGGGAUCUUCCUGGGCCUGGGAUGGAUAUUGAUGAGGGUGCUGGAGCAAGAAUGGGGUUGGGGAGUGCGGGGGCCAGACAUGUAAAGCGGAUUCUUGGAAAGAAAUCAUAG